This is a messenger RNA of Armigeres subalbatus, 1622 nucleotides long. RefSeq lists its product as uncharacterized. Bases 439 to 1089 code for a protein of 216 amino acids. Lineage: Eukaryota; Metazoa; Arthropoda; Insecta; Diptera; Culicidae. The record is from RefSeq and is a predicted model, not a curated record. The transcript has 4 exons.
ACACUGAACAGGAAACUCAGGAUAACAUUGGGGUAGUGGUGUGAUCGCAAAAACGAACAUAAAAUUGGGAUACAAGGUGGAAAGUGCAUGUGCGUGUCGGCCGAAUUUGUCCGUUUACUUUUGGUGUUAGAAAAAUGUGCACAAUAAUUGGAUUUGGAUUUUGUUAUGAACCAUCUGGCUUUCAUUUUCCAUUCCACUAAUAACUUCAACAAGGUUCAAAAAGCUUAAUUUAUUUUAAGUGCCAAUGAAAAUUCGGUUUAAUUCUAUUGGAGUACAUGUUUGAAUUAAUAAGUGGAUUUUAUUCAACAAGUUCUAAAUAAAGAAGAUUGAUAUUAUGGAUAAAAAAUAAAUUUAAUUCUUUGCCACCACGUGUAACCAUUAAGCUGGAAGAAAAUUUCGUGUCGGAGUGAUAAUUUUUUCUAUUUCCCUACAAUCACGAUGGCAAUCAUAAGUGGUAUGAUGAGUUGUCGAUUGGACGUAAUUGGCGCAUUAUUGCUAAUGUUAUGCUGUUGCUUCAGUUAUGCACAAGGAGGCUGUCUCAGUUAUGGUCAUUCGUGCUGGGGAGGGCACGGUAAACGAUCGGGACCACCGUCUGGGCGAUCCAUCCCACGGUCUCUCCCGGUACCACCCAUGGUUCCUGCCGACAUGUGGUCUACCGUUGAACGAUCGAAAGCACCUGAGGGAAAAGGAACGUUUUAUGCAGCUCCUAACGAUAUUUAUUAUCAGCCACUAGGACGAGUAGUAAAGGCUCCUCCAGUUUCACUAGUGGACCUUCUGGGAGCGGAUUCGUCAUCAUCUACUUCUAUUGAAAAUGAUGAUGUGUCUUCGAAAUCAGACGAUGAUGAAAAUAAUGCAGAACCAAAUCUUAACGACCACGGUGUUUCACAGUCUCGAGAGGAUUUACUGCGACAAAGGCAAUUGAGGAGAAAGGCGGCACUAUUCGAAACUGCAUCCGGCGGAACCGGUAGCUCCAACGAAGAAGACGUUGGACAAUUGCUACUGGAUGUUGCCAUUCAGGACAGAAAAAAGGGUGAUUUGAUAAAGUUUCUCAAUGCUACGCCGUUCCGAAAACUCGACCGUAGCACGUGAAGCGAGCCAUCAACCACCCCUGACUAAAGUUGCUCUGGCCAUGAGUGUUGGAGAUAGGGAAACGCAGGACUGCUGAUAUACACUUUAAUCUUUAAGACGAUCAUUUGCAAAAUUUGACAAAGCGAAAGUUUCUGAAUAUUAUCAUCACCAUUAUCUCUAGUUCAUGUAGGAUUAAUAAUAAGCAGUAAUAAUGGCCUGUACAAGCGCGAGUGCUGCCUACUGCUGGGCUGGAAGUUUGGCAGAACUCGCGAAAACUCGGGAUGAAAAAAAAUCCAAUAACUCUCUGUUAGAUAUGGAUGUGAAUGCAUGCAUAAGUAGAUGCAAUCAAAGGGAAUGAAUUCUUCAACAUGACAUUUUGCAUUGGGGGCAAGCUAUUAUCAAGUCACAUAUUAAGUCAUCUAAUUAUGUUGUCAUAACACUAAGAAGUUUGGCGAUAUCUAUUUUACGAAACUGAAUAAAUGUAUGGCAAUUCAAUAGCAAUUUAUACGUUUUAUGUAAAUAAAAUAGUGCAUCAUUAUUCAAAACAUUUACUG